GGAAUUCGAAAAACUUGGAGUUUUUAUUUAUUUCCCUCUCAGAACGCGCUCCUGUUUUUCCGCUUCCAGUUUUUUGUUGUGUGCCCUCGUGUGCGAAUCCUCGUCCUCUUUCAACCCUAACCCUCUUGUCCUCCUACCUCUCGCCCUCAUUCUUUACACGAUUGUCACUGUUUGUCCUGUCCGGCAGAGCGAUUCGUCGUGGGAAGUUGUCGAAUACCGCCCGCCCGCAGUCUAGGUGUGUGUGUGUGCAUUGUCGUCGUUUCAUUCACAGUUCGAGCUUUCUGGUCGUCGCCGUCGUGUGUUCUCGAGUGGAACGGCCGUGUGUGUCACCGCAUACACACACUCACAUCAACACUCGCGCGCGCUCUCACACGCACAAACUAUCCCGCGACGUAGGGCCCGCCGUUGUUUCGAACGCAACAAAACCGUCCAGUACGUCGGACCGCCGUUUCGAGAUUGCGUUGCUGUCCUAGCAGGCGUGGAUUUCGUCAAAUCAAUUGCAGCUGUUUGUGGGUAACCAAUUGCACACGGACGGUCGGUGUGCCUCGGUGGGUCUGGUGCAUUGAAGAAACACAACGGCAACGCACCGCAUUCUUCCACACGACGUAAGCAACGCAAUCUGCAUCCAAACCGCUUCGUUGUGCAUGAGAACGCAGUGAACGUGUAUGUGUGUGCGUGUGUGCAAAUGUAGGUGUGUACGGGAGCCUAAAGUGAUGGUUCUGCAGUCGUCUUCGUUGUGCAUUUGUGGUGUGUAGCGCGAUUGUGUGGAAAGUAAAGAAACACUCCAAAGUGUCACUGUCCGCGAUCCGGAUCCGGAUAUCGAACUUCCCUGCUCUGGUGCCCGCUGGUGAGGGCUGCUGCCCCGGGGCAAUCGGAUGACGGUGAUCGCGUCUGGGUUUUCCGCGCUAGGUUAGGCUCGGCUUGGCCUCGAUCUUCCCCUUGAGAGGCGCAGUGUGACGUUUACACUUUGGCUACCGUUGUGCAGCGGAAAAGAAAGAAAGAAGGAAAGAAAACAACGAUGAAACAGAGCGAAACCGUGAGUGUGAGCAAGACGAGUGCGUACAACGAUCGCGAUCGCGUUUGAUCGUGUGUCCGAAAACAAAAAGAAGUGCAUUCUAAUCGACCCUCGUGUUUUUUGCGCAACACCGCUAUUGUGCAUGUGUGUUUUCCUGCUAGUGUGUAUGUGCGCGUGUGCGUGUGUCGAUCGUGUGUAUAUGUUGAUUGUGUCAAACAAGAAAAAAAGAAGUCCUAUAUCUAACCCCUAAUCCGGAUCAUAUUCGCAACACGGUUCAGUUCAAGUGUGUUUUUGGUGCGUGAAGUGCGGAGGAAUUCUCUCGAAUAGGCGAGAGCGAGCGAGCAGCACGGGCGCCCGGAUACGGGAGUGAACGAGAAAGAAGGAGACAGGGAGACAGAGAGUAUCCGCAGCGCCUCGGAAACAACACUCAUCUCAAAAUGGCGGAUUCAUAUUAUCAGGGCGAUUACAUCAAACAUCCCGUACUGUACGAGCUGAGCCACAAGUACGGCCUGCCGGACAAUGUGUCCGAGCAUCUGCUGCCCGACCGGCUCGAGGAGAUCAAGGAGGCGAUCCGGCGCGAGAUUCGCAAGGAGCUCAAGAUUAAGGAGGGCGCGGAGAAGCUGCGGGAGGUCGCCACCGAUCGCCGUUCGCUCUCCGACGUGGCAUCGAUCGUGAAGAAAAGCAACAACAAGCUGGCCGAGCUCAAGUCCGAGCUGCACGAGCUGGAAAGCCAAAUCAUCCUCACACAGGGCAACAGUGUCAGCAACAAUGGGGGCCACGAUCCCAUUCUGUCCACCGUUAUUCCGAGCGGACCAGAGCUUACCGCCAACGACAAACUACUCAUAUCGCUCGAGAAACAGCUCAGCAUCGAGACAAAGGUCAAGAACGGCGCUGAAAACAUGAUCCAAUCGAUAUCUAGUGGGCACCACGGACGCGAUAAGAAGCUGCUGGCCGAAGCACACCAGAUGUUGGCAGACUCGAAAGCCAAAAUCGAAUACCUCCGGCUAAAGAUCCUGAAGGUGCGUCAAAACAAGCUGAGCAGUAAAGUUUCGGAAGAGAACGGUGGUGAAUCGACGACAGCGACCAAGCAACCGCAGGAACUGGAAACGUCACUGGACGAUCGUAUCGAGGAGCUGCGCCAUCGGCUUCGAAUUGAAGCGGCCGUCGUGGAUGGUGCUAAAAACGUUAUCCGCACGCUCCAGAGUACAAAGACGAUUGAUAAAAAGGCACUGCAAGAGGCUCAAGGUCGCUUAUCAGAAUCAUCCCGCAAGCUAGACCUGCUUCGGAAAGCGCUAGAUCUUCGGCGACUGGAGCUUCCUCCCGACUGUCCCACGGCACAGCAGCUGAAAGCGGAGCUUCAAAAUGUGCAAGCAUCCAGCCCCGGUCCCGUACAGUACACGAUGCGCAACUCAUUCCGCGGCAGCGCCCAAGGUCGCCCAGCACAGAGCCAUCAGUCGUUUAGCCGAUGUGCGGCCGUCACCGGCAAGCUGGAAGUGCGACUGAUGGGCUGCCAGGAUCUGCUAGAAGACGUACCAGGUCGGUCGCGCCGUGACAAAGAUGCCGGCUCGUCCAGCCCGGGCGAUUUGAAAAGCUUCGUCAAAGGUGUCACCAGUCGCAGUUCGUCGAAAAGCUACAGCGUGAAAGAUGAAACGUCGUCCGAAAUUAUGGCAGUGAUCAAGCUGGACAACAUUACUGUGGGUCAAACGUCCUGGCGACCCUGCUCGCAGCAAGCCUGGGAUCAGCGGUUCAGCAUCGAUCUGGACCGAUCGCGCGAGCUCGAGAUUGGUGUGUACUGGCGCGACUGGCGUUCGCUGUGUGCGGUCAAAUUCUUGCGGCUGGAGGAGUUCAUCGACGACAUACGGCACGGUAUGGCGUUGCAGCUCGAACCGCAGGGUGUGCUGUUCGCCGAGAUCAAGUUCCUCAAUCCGAUGAUCUCUCGCAAGCCGAAGCUACAGCGCCAGCGCAUGAUCUUCAACAAGCAGCAGGUGAAGAACAUUCCGCGCGCCAAGCAGAUGAACAUCAACGUUGCCACCUGGGGUCGACUGCUGAAGCGCAACACCACCAGCAGCAGUGCACCAACCUCGGCCGGCCCCGGAGCACCUUCGCCGGGGUCGACCACUUCGGGCCUGAUGGCAAACCAGACCUCGGGUUCGUCCGUGACGACGCCUUCCACGCCCGGGUCGAUCGUGCUACCGUACGAUCCUCUGCAGGACGAUCCAGUGGAAACGCUGGGAGAGUCGGCCGAUCACAACGUCAUCGGACUUGGUGGCGGUCGUCCACUAGGUAUCCACGGCGUUGGUGUACUGCCGGAAAGUCCUUCGUCUCACUCGCUCCAGAACCAGGGCACACCGACGGCUGGACGUCCCAUUCCUCCACCUCAGUCCAUCAGCACGCCGUCCAGCUUCCGGCAGAAAAAGCAACCGAUGCCAUCGCCGCGGCAAGCGACACCACCAAAAAUCGAUCCCGAGCUGGAGUAUGCGUUAAGCAAGUUCGAUUUCCUUCACCAGCACGAUAGUCUUAGUGGUGUUAGUUUGUACGAUAAACAGCAGCAACAGCAGCAGCAACACGAGUCACCGGUUGCAGCCGUAAUACCAUCCACAGUAAGCAGCGGACAGAUAAACAAUUGUGAUAUUAGCAACAACAACAUCAACGCCACCGCUACCCGGCCAGAAGUCGAUGACGAGGAUGUGCCACCGUUACCGGCCACACCACCGCCCGUGCUGCGUUCCUCCAGCACUAGCAGCAACGCGGUAACGACGCCAGCAGUAUUACAAAAGUCCCUAUCGGGGGAUCUACUACGGCCCGUGCUGUCGAUGCCACCGACCGUCCUGUACGGAGGCGGCGGUGGCUACAACCGUGACAGCUACUACAGUACCGUAUCGUCCACGGACAGUCCGAUCGUGGAGGAGCCGCCAUCACCGGCGCCGGGUCAUCAGCUGCAGUGUGGCCCACUGUUCCCAGAAGAUGAUCUUGCGUACGACAAUAUUAUUGAGAUCCUUCCGUUCGAUCAGCUCACGAUCGGCGGCAAUGUGGUGCCACCGCCGCUGCCACCCCAUCACCACCAUCCGUCGGCCGCGUUGGCAGCCCAGCAGGCUUCCCUUGCUGCGGCCGUCGCCCUACAAGCUCAGCAGCAGCAACAGUUCUACCAACAGCAGCAGCAGCAGCAGCUUCUUCUACAGCAGCAGCAACAGCAGCAGCCGAUCGUACCACCGUCACUGUUGCAACAUACUGCCGCCGGUCAAGCUUCCAGUUCCGCCGCCGGUGCUGGUAUGGUGGAUGUGGUGGCGGCUGGUGCGGUGGCAGCUGGUGGUGCCGCCGGACCACCGGUGAAUCGACGCGCCGGUCCAGCGGCCCGCGCCCUCCAAUACCGGGACAGUGCGUACGAAAGCCGUCGACAGUCGCAGGCGGCGGCCGGUGCCGGCAUGUGCAUGGACAGCUUCCGGUUGCUGAGCGUGCUCGGACGCGGCCACUUCGGCAAGGUGAUACUGGCGCAGUACAAAAAUUCGGGCGAAUAUUUCGCGAUCAAGGCGCUCAAGAAGGGUGACAUCAUUGCGCGCGACGAGGUGGAAUCGUUGCUGAGCGAGAAACGCAUCUUCGAGGUUGCCAACACGAUGCGCCAUCCAUUCCUGGUGAACCUGUUCUCCUGCUUCCAGACGGAGCAACACGUCUGCUUCGUGAUGGAGUACGCGGCCGGCGGUGAUCUUAUGAUGCACAUCCACACGGACGUCUUCUCGGAGCCACGGGCCGUCUUCUACGCUGCCUGUGUUGUGCUCGGUUUGCAGUAUCUGCACGAGAGCAAAAUUAUCUAUCGCGAUCUUAAGCUAGACAAUCUUCUGCUGGAUACGGAAGGUUAUGUAAAGAUCGCCGAUUUUGGUCUGUGCAAGGAGGGCAUGGGAUUCGGUGAUCGUACCGGUACGUUCUGCGGGACGCCCGAAUUCCUCGCGCCGGAAGUGCUGACCGAAACGUCGUACACGCGAGCCGUCGAUUGGUGGGGUUUGGGCGUGCUAAUCUUCGAAAUGCUCGUCGGAGAGUCACCGUUCCCGGGCGAUGAUGAGGAGGAAGUGUUCGAUUCGAUCGUAAACGAUGAGGUUCGCUAUCCACGGUUCCUGUCGCUGGAAGCCAUCGCAAUAAUGAGAAGGUUGCUGCGCAAGAAUCCGGAACGACGUCUGGGCUCGUCCGAGCGUGAUGCCGAAGACGUCAAGCGGCAAGCCUUCUUCCGUAACAUCGUCUGGGACGACCUACUGCUCAGGAAGGUGAAACCACCGUUUGUGCCAACGGUUCGCUCGCCGGAGGAUGUGUCCAACUUUGACGAGGAGUUCACGUCCGAAAAGCCGGCCCUAACGCCACCGAAGGAUCCGCGCGUGCUUACCGAAACCGAGCAAACCUACUUCAAGGACUUUACCUACAUGGCGGACUGGUGUUGAUGGGAGCGGACGGCGCAUCGUCCGCGGCGCUGUCUGGCAACUGUAUCGAUUGUUACUAGCUUGUAAAGUGAAGGGUCGUGCAUAGGCAUUAACGUUUUUAAGGAAAGGGCCAAGCAAGACAAGGAAACACAAGUGUAUUGAUAUGUGUAUUUGUGUGUGUGUGCGUGCCUUGAAGCUGGAUAGAAAGAGUCACAAUUUGCUGUUAAGGGUAGAGAAUUAGGAUAAAUGGAAAGGUUUAACGUUAGUCGGGGGCAGCAAAAGCUGUUGCUGGGAGCAUAGUUAAGGAAGAAAAGUGACAAAGGACAGGACGCCACUCCGAACUCUUUAAUCCCCGGAUGUCCAGACAGCCAAAUGGCAAGCCUGAUCGUUUUGUUUACUAAUUUACACCUUACCACACUCACACACACACCUUUUUCGUUCACGUCCCACUCGUAUUCACCAAUUUAUUAUUAACCUUCGGUUUGUGUUUGUAUCAAAGUCCUUUAUUCAUGCUUUCACGGCACAAGGAAGGUAAGCGAUAACCCUGCACACCGCGCUGUUUAGGUAGAAAACCAGGUGAAACUAGUAGGCCGUGAUUUUGGUGUUUUGUUAGGUUAUGGUUUCGUUAAUACGUGAGCGAGACAGGAAGUAGUAGACUGAGGAAAGAGAAAUCACACACAAACACAGCUAAAGGAAACGGUUUCGAAGCAAUAGAUACACAAACAAACAAACCAACACACACACACGCACUCACACAACAACAGGAAAUGCGCCAAAAGAGAGAAUUCUGAAGCCUGUAUUCGCUGAACACAAAAUGAUUGCGGAACGAGAGAAAGAUAUAGUUAGUUGACGAAUUAGACGUUAUUUUUCGUGUGUAAGUAGACCUACUCUACAUUAUGCUUGUAUGCGUAUUUGUUACGUGUUUCCGUUUUCCCGUUACAGCGUAGUGUCGUUCCCCCACAUGCAAACGAAACACAUACAGCUACGCUCGAAAUAGGCUUGAUUACAGGUUUUGUUACAGUAAAAGCCUCGGGGUGGUAUUAGUUUUAACGUAAAAAAACAAGUGCGAAAAAGUUAUUGCUGUAUUUAAUCGACUUUUGCAUGUGUGUGUGUGUUGUGUUGUGCGGGUGUAUGUUGAAAAAGGAAGCAAAACAAGUUUAAUUAAGAAAAUGCGAUCAAAUGAACGACAGGCACAACACAUCCACCCACAACAUGCAUACACGCAACUGUAUUUUGAUGAUAGGAAACAAACGUGCGUGAUUAGUUAUCAGAAUAAACACUGUACAAUGGUUAUUUAAAGUAAAAACAGA
This is a messenger RNA of Anopheles stephensi (Asian malaria mosquito), 6728 nucleotides long. RefSeq names its product serine/threonine-protein kinase N (gene Pkn). Gene Ontology annotation, molecular function: ATP binding; protein serine/threonine kinase activity; small GTPase binding. Gene Ontology annotation, biological process: signal transduction; protein phosphorylation. The record is from RefSeq and is a predicted model, not a curated record. Lineage: Eukaryota; Metazoa; Arthropoda; Insecta; Diptera; Culicidae. Bases 1453 to 5439 code for a protein of 1328 amino acids. The transcript is spliced from 12 exons.